AAGCAUCCUACAUAUGGUAAAUAUAAUACUCGGAGGUAAUGAAAAUUUCAAGACAGCUCUUCAGCAGCAUCUGAGCAAAAGGAAAGACGCAGACACUGACGGUGCUGACAUUUUAAAGGACUUACUAGAAACAAAAAGUAGUGAAACAAGAAGUACUAGUGAUACCGAUUACUAUACCUAUCUUGAGAAAUGGGCAUUUUCCGCAGGAUAUCCUUUAGUAACUGUUUCACUGACAGACGUCAAUGAUACUGAUACUGUAAAACUGUCACAGAAACGAUUUUUAUAUCCUACAACAGACACAGAAACCUUCGCUGAAGAAACAGGAUGGUAUGUGCCACUUACCGCGACUUCUCGUGCAAACUACAAAUCCAGCAUAAAAGUCGGUACAUUCAUGAACCCAGAUCAAGAAAUGUUGUUCAAUUUUGGACACGACCAGUGGUUGGUACUCAACAGUCAAGGUGGCUGUUUUUACAGAGUUAACUACGAUGAAACCUUAUGGCGAAGAAUACUUGAUGGUUUGAGCACCAACAGGACUGAUUUUCACGUAUUGCAAAGGUCCCAAAUGAUAGACGAUAUCUUUAACAUCGCAAGGACAGGUGAUGUGAGCUAUUAUCUGGCUUUUGAAAUGGCGGAUUCCCUCGUCGAUGAAACUGAAUAUUAUCCUUGGUAUUCUGCGCUCAAUGCGUUUUCUUAUUUGCUCGGAAAGAUAGAGGAUGAAGACACUGAGCUGAAGUUAAAG
This is a messenger RNA of Anoplophora glabripennis (Asian longhorned beetle), 739 nucleotides long. Its product is annotated as aminopeptidase N-like. Gene Ontology annotation, molecular function: metalloaminopeptidase activity; zinc ion binding; peptide binding. Gene Ontology annotation, cellular component: cytoplasm. The record is from RefSeq and is a predicted model, not a curated record. NCBI's taxonomy places the organism in Eukaryota, Metazoa, Arthropoda, Insecta, Coleoptera, Cerambycidae. The annotation marks the transcript as partial. The transcript has 3 exons. Gene Ontology annotation, biological process: peptide catabolic process; proteolysis.